Messenger RNA from Papilio machaon (common yellow swallowtail), 1052 nucleotides. RefSeq names its product retinol dehydrogenase 13-like. The transcript has 8 exons. The coding region runs from base 45 to 1043 and encodes 332 amino acids. Lineage: Eukaryota; Metazoa; Arthropoda; Insecta; Lepidoptera; Papilionidae. The record is from RefSeq and is a predicted model, not a curated record.
CACUUGCUUGCAGCUGGCCACAUUCUCGCUGUCUCGGUUUCAGCAUGUGGAUCCCCAACUUGCCUAUCACUGUGAUCACAGGUGUGGCAGCCACGGCUGGCGCGCUAUGCUUGUUCAAGGACAUGUACGGCGGACCGCCGUUCGACCGCAAGGUGCAGGCGGAGGGCAAGACGGUGGUCAUCACUGGCGCCAACACCGGUAUCGGUAAAGAGGCCGUGUGGGAGUUUGCCAAGAGGGGAGCUAAGGUGUUCAUGGCAUGCCGCGAUAUGACAAGCUGCGAGGAGGCGCGCCGCGAGAUCGUACUGGAGACGGGCAACAAGUUCGUCUAUUGCCGACCCUGUGACCUGGCCUCUCUCGCCUCCGUCAGGGAGUUCGUUAAUAGGUUCAAAUCCGAGGAGCCUAAGUUGGACAUCUUGGUCAACAACGCCGCUGUGAUGGAGACGCCAAAGGGAGUGACUAAGGAUGGCUUUGAAACACAACUAGGAGUUAACCACAUGGGACAUUUCCUGCUUACUAAUUUACUAUUAGACACAUUAAAGGCGUCGGCACCGAGCCGCGUGGUGGUGGUGACUUGCGACGCACACCGACGUGGAGACAUCCGAAAAGACGACCUGAACAUGAGCCAGCAGUACGAGCCCAACGCCGCUUACUGUCAGACCAAACUUGCCAACUUGCUCUUCGCAAGAGAGCUUGGGAGAAGACUGUUGGAGAGCGAUGUGUCAGUGAUUGCGGUGGACCCUGGCUUCUCUGACACGAAUCUGACGCGUCACAUGCCGAUGUCGAAGAGUAUGACGAGGUUCAUCAUCUACCCGAUGUUCUGGCCGGUGAUGAAAGUACCGCGCGCCGCCGCACAGGUCAUACUGCACGCCGCGCUCGAUGAUCACCUCGCUAAGUGCACCGGUGAUUACUAUGUUGACAUGAAGUUAGCAACACCAUCAGAGAAGGCGCAGGACUACGAGCUUGCAAUGUGGCUGUGGAAAGUCAGCGAGAAAUGGACGCGUCUGCAUGCGCCCGCGCAGGCCACUGCAGUACAAACAUCGUGAAAUUCCACU